AGUUGUGCUGUGGAAGAAUCUAUAUUUCUGAUCAAGAAUGAAGACUGACCUGAAGUGGAGAGACAUGAAGUUAAUUUUCUUCUUGUGUCUUCUGAAUGGUGUGCCCACUGCUGGAAAGCACCCAGAGAUUCGUCGCUGGUGGCCCAGCACUCUGCCUUGUGAGGUCAAAGUGUCCCAGAAAACGAACACAUCCGAUGCGGACAUUAAACUCUCCUGCAACAAUAGAAAUUUAUAUAACGUGCCAAAGAACAUCCCAGCAAACACCACAAUAUUGAUCUUAAGUGACAAUAAUAUCAAGCUGGUUAAACGAGAAAGUUUUUUCGACUGUAAGGGCUCACUGAAGGAGUUGGAUCUAAGUGGAAAUUGUUGGCGAAUGUACCAUCAAAACUUACCAUCCACUCACUGCAACCAUAAAUUCACCAUUGAAGAAGAUGCUUUCGUUGACCUGCUGAAUUUAACUUCACUCAGUCUGAAUAGAAACAGCCUCAUACUCGUUCCCAAAAAGCUGCCACAAAGUCUGAAAACGCUAUGGCUGGAAUUCAACCACAUUACAACUUUAAGCAGCGGAGAUUUUUAUGGCUUGCACAAUCUUCAAAAUUUACACUUGUGUUGUAAUUGUUACUUGUCAAACGCUUGCUACAAAUCGUUCAAUAUAUCACACGAUGUUUUUACCCUACCAAAUCUCACUUUUCUAGAUGUAUCUAGUAACAAUCUAACAGAUGUUAAGCUGAAUCUUUCAACAACAAUACGAAAUCUCGUCAUUGGCAACAAUGACAUUAGGAAAUUAAGAAGACAGCAUUUCCAUGGCAUGAUGCACUUGGAAUCCCUGGAUGUGGCCUUGAACUGCCCACGAUGCAUCACUGCAUCCUUCCCCUGCAAACCAUGUCCAAACAAUGGACCACUAGAUAUUGACACGUUUAUUUUUUCUGACAUGCCACUUUUAACCCACAUAGACUUAGCUAGCACAUCACUCAAGAAGAUCCCACCCCUGCUGUUUGAGAACAACACUCACAUGACAUAUUUAGAUCUGUCAUUUAAUUAUUUGGGUGGUGAAAUUGAAAAUGGCAUAUUUCUAAAUUACCUGCAACGAAUAGAGCAUUUAAAUCUAUCCUUUAAUUAUUACUUUCAAAAGUAUCCAGUCGAGCUGAAACUUUCAUCAAAUUUUGCCAAUCUCACUUCUUUAAAAGAACUUAUUUUGACGGGUCUUAUUUUUCAGUAUCUGGGUAUAAACAAUUUAAAUCCUCUGAAAACCCUCCUAAAUCUAACGUCCAUAAAUUUAUCACUUAAUUUCAUUAAGCAGGUAAAUAUUAUGGCAUUCAAGGGACUUUCACAAUUAAAUGAGAUAAUUCUCAGUGAAAAUCUGAUUUCACCAGAAAACAAUGCAGGCUGUCUUAUUCCAAAACCAGAUGUAUUUGUGAACACUGUGGAAAAGAAUGAAGGCAGUGUUUUGUUCUUGAUAUCAAAACACGACAAAAAAGUCGGUGUUCCACAAUGUAAGAUGUAUAACAAAGUCUUAGACCUCGGCAACAAUAGUAUUUUUUUCAUACAAAAAAAAUACUUCCAUGACAUGGGGAACAUUGAAUGCCUAGUUUUGAGCAGAAAUUUUAUAAACCAGGCAUUAAAUGGCACUGAAUUUAGCAAUCUCCCAAAACUUAAAUACCUUGACCUUUCUUAUAAUCGAAUAAGUUUGGUUUUCAACACUGCUUUUUCAGAGUUGCCUUACUUAGAGGUGUUGGAUCUCAGCUAUAACCAGUAUUACUUUUCACUCGAUGGGCUUGUGCACAGCAUCAAUUUUAUUUCUGGUAUGUCUGCACUAACAGAGCUUCGCCUGGUAGGGAAUGGUAUCAGAAGUCUGUCGACAGACUCUCCCCUGUACAGUAACACUCUAAAAACGCUAAACUUUCAAGGAAACAGACUUGACAUAUUAUGGGAAGAUGGAAAACAUUUCAACUUAUUUGAAAAUUUUACACAGCUGCAAAACCUUGAUAUGUCUCACAACAAGAUAAGGUUUAUUUUAAAGAACAGUGUGUUUGUGCAUUUAAAAAAACUGAAAGUGUUAAACAUUAGCCAUAACCGACUGACACGUAUUCCUUGGGAUGAACUUGCCAAACUAGAACAUUUACAACAACUGGACCUUAGCUACAAUCAUCUGACACAGUUAUCAGAUGUAUCAAAUAGUACAUCCAUCACAAAGCUGAUAAUGCGUAACAAUAAUAUAGCUUUAAUCAGUGCAGAUUUUGUAAAAUCAAUGCGACUCCUGACUGUUUUAGAUAUAAGGCGCAACAAUCUAACUGCAGAAAGCCAAGAAAGGUUUUCUAUUCACAAUAUGAAACAACUCGAAGUAUUGCAACUCUCUGGAAACCCAUUUCUGUGUACAUGCUCCAACGUAUGGUUUCUGUCUUGGAUCAACUCAACUACUAUUAUUAUUCCUAAGCUGGCUACCAAUGUGAAAUGUAAAUACCCAUUGGACACAUUUUCUGGAAAGAAUAUAGGAGUUAUUUUUUCCCUGAAUGAGUCACAAUGUGAGUAUAUAACCACUGGCAUGGUAUUAUUUUUGAUAUACAAUGUGUUAAUUAUUUUAUUGAUGGCUACAUCAUUCAUCUGGGUACGUUUCCGUUGGAAUUUUGCACAUUUGUUCAGGUCAUUUUGUCGAGGAAAAGUUAAUUAUAGCUAUGAAAACCUCAACCAAAACUCCUAUGAUGCGUUUGUCGCAUACGACUCAUCUAAUGCAGAUGUGUGUGAGUGGGUCCUGAAGGAAAUUCGUGUUCAUCUGGAAGAGAAAUCAAACUACCCCUCGCGUUGUCAUCUCUGUAUUGAAGGACCGUGACUGGAUGCCAGGGAUCAGUAUUUCGAACAACUUGGCGACCAGUGUCUACAAUAGCAGGAAGACUGUGUUUGUCCUAACAAAAGACUACAUCACCUCCGACCACUUCCGGCAGGCUUGGAGUAUGGCCCAGCAGCGAAUGAUUGA
Molecule: messenger RNA, 2971 nt
Organism: Lethenteron reissneri (Far Eastern brook lamprey)
Lineage: Eukaryota; Metazoa; Chordata; Hyperoartia; Petromyzontiformes; Petromyzontidae
Product: toll-like receptor 7
Biological process (GO): defense response to virus; positive regulation of interleukin-6 production; toll-like receptor signaling pathway
Cellular component (GO): plasma membrane
Molecular function (GO): pattern recognition receptor activity; protein binding
Source: RefSeq, a predicted model, not a curated record